Prunus armeniaca (apricot) is the source of this 1566-nucleotide messenger RNA. NCBI's taxonomy places the organism in Eukaryota, Viridiplantae, Streptophyta, Magnoliopsida, Rosales, Rosaceae. The record is from the annotation of a GenBank genome assembly.
AUGGACUCUAAACGGAUUGUUCAAAUGCUGGAAACUCUAACAAAGCAAGUGACAGAUCUGACCACCAGAUUUGAAGAACGAUCUAGACUUGUUGAUCGUCGUUUUGCAGACAUAGAAGCAUCUAUUCAACAUGACGAAGAAAGUGUGAAACUUGACGCUCCUAAUUUUAAUGGUGAGUUAAAUCCCAAAGCUUUCCUCGAUUGGUUAGCUACCAUGGAUUGUUAUUUUGCGUGGCAUGACAUGUCCGAAGCCCGAAAGGUUAGACUUGCUAAAAUAAAAUUACUGGGUCAAGCUGGAUUAUUUUGGACCAAUGUUGAAACACAACUAAAGAGAGCUGGUGAAGAACCAAUUGUCCAUUGGGUUGACAUGAAAGAAAGGUUGAAGCAGAAAUAUGUACCAUUCUCCUAUCAACAGCGCUUGUUAGACCAGUGGCAAACUCUUCGUCAAGGCAACAUGCCAGUUAUUGAAUAUAUUGGAAAAUUUGAAGAAUUUAUGUUCCGGUGUGACGUAAGGGAGGAUCAAUUGGUAACUCUUUCUCGGUUUAAAUCAGGCCUUAGUACUGAGAUUCAAAGAGAAUUGAUUCUUCAUAACGUGAAUACUUUAGAGAGGGCUUUUGAGGUAGUACCAGAACUGGAGCGUUAUCUAAAGUCCUCCAAUGUAGUCAAGCAAACUGACUCUCAAAAAUCUGAUUUUCGUGUUGGCACAUUUGAGACUCCAACAUCUAAGGGUUUUACUACGACUAAUUUAGUUAAACCUGCCGAUGAAAAAGGAGCACUAGUGGAUAUCCGUGGUGAUGGGACGACAGGAUGUUAUAGAUGCCAAGGUUUUGGACACAUUGCUGUCCAUUGCCCAACGAAGAAGGGAACAAGAAAUCUGUGUGCAAGCAUUGACAAACAAGCUGACAAUGAAGGCGAACGUGAACAAAUUUAUGAGCCUCAACUUGCAGACAAAGAUUUAGAAGAUGACUUUGGUGAAGCCCCUCACUCAAGGCUAGCAGUGCUAAGGUGUACAUUGACUCUACCUAAGAACGAUACCGAAGAUUGGCGUAGGACAUCCAUUUUCCACACUUAUAUAAAGUCUGAUGAUAAAAAGUGUAAGGUCAUCAUAGAUAACGGAAGUUGUAUCAAUGUUGUGUCUACACUGACCGUAUCUUGUCUUGGCUUGUCACCCUAUAAGCUUCCUGAACCACACAAAGUAGCAUGGAUGGAUGAUACAUCUUCUAUCCCUAUUACCCAGAGAUGUCAAGUUCCUAUUGAGUUUUCCUCUUACAAGGACCAUGUUUGGUGUGAUGUGGUGGCGAUGGAUGUGAAUCAUGUUCUCUUGGGAAGACCAUGGAUUUACGAUCACAAUGUUACCAUAUUGGGUCGAGAAAAUAUAUGUUCAUUCAUCCAUAAAGGAAAGAGCAUCACACUGAAGCCACUUCAACCCAAGCUCGUGAAUCAGUUUCCACCAAACAAGGAGGUGCAAAACAAAGAGGACCUGCAGCGCAUUAAUCGAGACAUUUUGGAUCGUGAUUACAAACUUUAUCUCGCUGGAAUUGAGCGCUUCUCAGCCAGGGGGAAUUGA